GCAUAUCACAGAGGCUGCAGUUUGAUUUGCGGGCCUCCGGGCGAAGGGGGGCAACCGGAACCGAGGGUGCCCAUAUGCAGUAUAAAAGCUGCCGCCGAGGGUCCGUCGUCCUUUUUCUGUUACCUGGCUAGGGGCAGCAGCUUUGGCCGCGACAACCCAGAAACACCGAAAACCUAACAAUGCCUAAGGAAAAGACCCACAUCAACAUCGUGGUCAUUGGCCAUGUCGACUCCGGAAAGUCUACAUCCACCGGUCACUUGAUCUACAAGUGCGGUGGCAUCGACAAGAGAACCAUCGAGAAGUUCGAGAAGGAAGCAGCUGAGAUGGGCAAGGGCUCCUUCAAGUACGCCUGGGUGCUGGACAAACUGAAGGCGGAGCGUGAGCGCGGUAUCACCAUUGACAUUGCUCUGUGGAAGUUUGAGACCAGCAAGUACUACGUGACCAUCAUUGACGCGCCUGGACACAGGGACUUCAUCAAGAACAUGAUCACUGGCACCUCUCAGGCUGACUGCGCUGUGCUGAUCGUCGCCGCCGGUGUCGGUGAGUUUGAGGCCGGCAUCUCCAAGAACGGACAGACCCGUGAGCACGCCCUGCUGGCCUUCACCCUCGGCGUGAAGCAGCUCAUUGUUGGCGUCAACAAGAUGGACUCCACUGAGCCCCCCUACAGCCAGAAGCGUUUUGAGGAAAUCACCAAGGAAGUCAGCACCUACAUCAAGAAGAUCGGAUACAACCCUGCGACUGUUGCCUUCGUCCCCAUCUCUGGGUGGCAUGGAGACAACAUGCUGGAGACCAGUGAUAAGAUGAGCUGGUUCAAGGGCUGGAAGAUUGAGCGUAAGGAGGGUAACGCCAGCGGAACCACCCUGUUGGAGGCCCUGGAUGCCAUCCUUCCUCCUUCACGUCCCACUGACAAGCCCCUUCGUCUGCCCCUGCAAGAUGUCUACAAAAUUGGAGGUAUCGGAACGGUCCCCGUCGGCCGUGUGGAGACUGGUGUGCUGAAGCCCGGCAUGGUGGUCACCUUCGCUCCCCCUGCACUGACCACUGAGGUCAAGUCCGUGGAGAUGCACCAUGAGUCUCUGGCCGAGGCUGUCCCUGGCGACAAUGUGGGCUUCAACGUGAAGAACGUGUCCGUCAAGGAGAUCCGUCGUGGUUACGUCGCUGGUGACAGCAAGAACGACCCACCCAAGGGUGCUGAUAACUUCAACGCUCAGGUUAUCAUCCUGAACCACCCUGGCCAGAUCAACGAAGGCUACGCCCCCGUGCUGGACUGCCACACAGCUCACAUUGCCUGCAAGUUCAAGGAGCUCAUCGAGAAGAUCGACCGCCGUUCUGGCAAGAAGCUUGAGGACAACCCCAAGUUUGUCAAGUCUGGUGACGCUGCCAUCGUCAAAAUGAUUCCCACGAAGCCCAUGGUGGUGGAGCCCUUCUCUAGUUACCCUCCCCUUGGUCGUUUUGCCGUGCGUGACAUGAGACAGACGGUGGCUGUUGGUGUCAUCAAGGCUGUGGAGACCAAGGAAGUGAGCGGAAAGACCACCAAGGCUGCAGAGAAGGCCCAGAAGAAGAAAUGAAUGGUUGUGCAGGACAUCCAGCAAGGAGAUGUGUGCUGGCAGCAGCGGGCCACCCAUUCUUCCCCCAUCUCCUUCUCUUCCCACCCCGGAUCAUCUCUCAAGCAGAGUUCACUGCUCAAGGACUGGCUUAUGCUGAUUAAAACUCAUC
Dunckerocampus dactyliophorus (ringed pipefish) is the source of this 1713-nucleotide messenger RNA. RefSeq names its product elongation factor 1-alpha. NCBI's taxonomy places the organism in Eukaryota, Metazoa, Chordata, Actinopteri, Syngnathiformes, Syngnathidae. The record is from RefSeq and is a predicted model, not a curated record. The transcript has 8 exons. Gene Ontology annotation, molecular function: translation elongation factor activity; GTPase activity; GTP binding. Gene Ontology annotation, biological process: translation; translational elongation. The coding region runs from base 180 to 1565 and encodes 461 amino acids.